AUGGACCGAGGACACAGCCCCAAGAGACGGCGGCUAGACGACAGUCGGCACUCAACGCCUCAGUCAGAUGAUCUCGGCCCUUCGCUGAAGCGGCCCAACUUUCAGAAGAGUAGAAGACCACUAGACCAAAGGUUCAACAAUGGCUACUCACGGUCCUCCACGCCUCGAGGCGAACGAGGCGUCUCGACGCCGCAUCAGUCUGAAUUCGAUGGUCCCGAGCCUUUCAUCCAGGACGAAGAGGCACAAGCGUUAGACCGCGACUGGUACCUGGGAGAUGACUUUGGCCACACCUUCGGCGAUGAAUCGCACAACCCGUUCGGCGGUGCGGAGACAUCAUGGGCGGACCGACUGCGAGAACAAGAUCUGGCGAACAAGAAGAUAGGCAAGCGCAUGAACUUGAAGGCUGCGCAAAAGCAGCGGGAAGUCGACGCAUGGGAAACGAAUCGUAUGCUUACCUCUGGCGUUGCGCAGCGGCGAGAUGAUUUCGACUUCGAGGACGAUGAGCAAACUACGAGAGUACAUCUACUUGUGCAUGACCUCCGACCACCCUUCUUGGACGGCAAGACAAUAUUCACCAAGCAGAUUGAUCCAGUGCCAGCAGUGAAGGAUCCUCAGAGCGAUUUGGCAGUCUUUAGUCGCAAGGGCAGCCAGGUUGUCCGAAAUAAGAGACAGCAGAAGGAGCGUCAGAAACAGGCACAAGAAGCCACCAAUGUUGCCGGAACUGCCUUAGGCAAUAUCAUGGGCGUCAAAGAGGACGAGGGCGAUAGUGCAGCUGCUGCGCCUGGACAAGAGACCAAGUCGACCAGCAAUAAAUUCUCGGACCACUUCAAGAAGAACGAAGGAGGGACGAGUAACUUCAGCAGAACCAAGACGUUGAAGGAGCAGCGAGAAUAUCUGCCAGCAUUUGCUGUGCGGGAAGAACUCAUGCGGGUGAUACGCGACAACCAGGUGAUUAUAGUGGUCGGCCAGACUGGAUCAGGCAAGACGACGCAGUUGACGCAAUUCCUCUACGAGGAAGGCUACGCUAGGCAGGGUCUCAUUGGAUGUACACAGCCUCGAAGAGUGGCUGCCAUGAGUGUAGCUAAGCGUGUUAGUGAGGAGAUGGAGGUCAAGCUUGGUGGUCUCGUCGGAUAUGCCAUUCGGUUUGAGGAUUGUACGAGCGACGAGACAAUGAUCAAGUAUAUGACGGAUGGUGUGUUACUUAGAGAAUCCUUGACACAACGAGAUCUAGACAAAUAUUCAUGCAUCAUAAUGGAUGAAGCCCACGAGCGCGCUCUCAACACUGAUGUCCUCAUGGGUCUGAUCAAGAAGGUGCUUGCUCGCCGACGGGACCUGAAGCUGAUCGUCACAUCUGCCACAAUGAAUUCAAAGCGCUUCUCGGAGUUUUAUGGCGGAGCGCCAGAGUUCAUCAUACCUGGUAGAACUUUUCCGGUCGAUGUCCAAUACUCUCGCUCGCCGUGCGACGACUAUGUCGACAGUGCGGUCAAGCAAGUCCUGGCCAUACACGUGUCUCAGGGCGCGGGUGAUAUCCUUGUCUUCAUGACUGGCCAGGAGGACAUCGAGGUCACAUGCGAGCUGAUUGAGGAAAGGCUGCAGCUACUUGUUGAUCCUCCGAAGCUUCUCGUUCUGCCCAUCUACUCACAAAUGCCUGCCGAUCUCCAAGCCAAGAUCUUUGAUCCAGCACCGCCUGGUGUGCGCAAGGUGAUCGUGGCGACCAACAUAGCUGAGACUUCUCUGACUGUCGACGGCAUCAUGUACGUCGUGGACUCGGGCUUCUCGAAACUCAAAGUCUACAAUCCAAAGAUGGGCAUGGACACGCUGCAAAUCACACCGGUAUCACAAGCAAACUCAGGCCAGCGUGCAGGUCGUGCAGGCCGCACAGGUCCGGGAAAGGCUUUUCAUCUGUAUACCGAGCAAGCAUACAAAAACGAUCUCUAUGUCCAAACGAUCCCAGAAAUACAACGGACCAAUCUCGCCAACACCGUCCUCCUCCUCAAAUCGCUCGGUGUCAAAGACCUCUUGGACUUCGACUUCAUGGACCCACCACCUCAAGACACCAUCACGACUUCCCUCUUCGACCUCUGGGCCCUAGGCGCAGUCGAUCACGUUGGCGAUCUCACCACCAUUGGCCGACUAAUGACCGCCUUUCCCAUGGACCCGUCCCUUGCCAAGAUGCUCAUCACAUCGACCACAGACUACGCCUGCAGCGAAGAAAUGCUGACCAUCGUCUCCAUGCUCUCGGUACCCAGCGUCUUCUACCGACCGAAAGAGCGCCAAGAAGAGUCCGACGCUGCACGCGAGAAGUUCUUCGUGCCUGAAUCCGAUCAUCUUACGCUGCUCCACGUCUACACGCAGUGGAAGUCGAACGGUCACUCAGACGGCUGGUGCGUACGUCACUUCCUGCAUCCGAAAGCACUGCGUCGAGCCAAGGAGAUCCGCGAGCAGCUGCACGACAUUAUGGUCAACUCCCAGAAGAUGCAGCUCGUCAGCUGUGGCACCGAUUGGGAUGUCAUUCGGAAGUGUAUCUGCAGCGGCUACUACCACCAAGCGGCCAAGGUGAAGGGCAUCGGCGAGUACAUCAAUUUACGUACCAGUGUCACGGUGCAACUGCACCCAACCUCAGCACUGUACGGACUUGGCUAUCUUCCAGACUACGUCGUCUAUCACGAGCUGAUCCUCACGAGUAAGGAGUACAUGUCUUGCGUUACAAGUGUAGACCCGCACUGGCUCGCUGACUUGGGAGGGGUGUUCUACAGUCUGAAGAGCAAGGAGUACAGUGGGAAGGAGAAGAGGGUGAUCGAAGGCGAGUUCAAUCGGAGGAUGGAGAUCGAGGCGAAGAUGGCGGAGGAUAAGGCCAAGGAAGAGAAGAGGCAGGAGGCAGAAGCAGAGCAGGAGGAGUUGUUGUUGAGGGGUAAGCAGAAGGUUUCAAAUGGUGUAGCUGUGAGGAAGGCUGGAACCAACGGCGUUGUGAAGAAGCCGAUCGUUGGGAGAAGGAGGAUUGGAGGGUUCUAG
Molecule: messenger RNA, 3012 nt
Organism: Cyphellophora attinorum
Lineage: Eukaryota; Fungi; Ascomycota; Eurotiomycetes; Chaetothyriales; Cyphellophoraceae
Product: Pre-mRNA-splicing factor ATP-dependent RNA helicase prp16
Exons: 2
Coding region: 1-3012 (1003 amino acids)
Biological process (GO): mRNA splicing, via spliceosome
Cellular component (GO): intracellular anatomical structure; spliceosomal complex
Molecular function (GO): RNA binding; ATP binding
Source: RefSeq, a predicted model, not a curated record